Molecule: messenger RNA, 1414 nt
Organism: Carica papaya (papaya)
Lineage: Eukaryota; Viridiplantae; Streptophyta; Magnoliopsida; Brassicales; Caricaceae
Source: RefSeq, a predicted model, not a curated record
UUCAAGUUCUUCCCCCUUUUCUUUCGAGGUGUUAUAUUUUGCAAAAUUCUCCAUUUGUCUUUUCGUUGCGGUGCUCCCUUCAACUUUUCAGCGCCUCGUCGUCUUACGUUGCACGUCGUCUCUCUGUCUCGUUCUUUACGCGCACAAAUACUUAUAUCAGUGACUGCAGAGUUCCUUCAGACUCACUUGAUCGGGCGGUCACAAAUUUCCACCGAUUACUCUGAUGACGACUCCACCAAUAGAUCAGGAGGACGGUGAGAUGUUGGUCCCUCACGCGGAAUUCACUGAUGGUCCUCGGCCUAUGGAAGUGGUACAAGCAGAAUCAGCAAGCACGCAUAAUGGUCAAUCAGUCGAUGAUUCUCCUGCUGGAAGGUUCACUUGGACAAUUGUGAAUUUCUCAAAGCUUAAUCUGAAGAAGCUCUACUCUGAUACUUUCCCUGUGGGAGGUCAUAAAUGGCGAAUACUUAUCUUCCCAAAGGGGAACAAUGUGGAUCAUUUGUCCCUAUAUCUAGAUGUUGCAGAUUCUUCAACUUUGCCAUAUGACUGGAGUAGAUGUGCGCAAUUCAGUUUAACUGUUGUGAACCAAAUUCAUUGCAAUUACUCAAUUAGGAAAGAUUUCCAUGGUGUCCCAAGUGAUUACAUGCAUGUUGGGAAAUUGAGAGAAGCGAUCGAUACAGCAAAUAAUGCAGAGCUGAAGUUAUUUCUUGAAGUAGAACUUGGUCCGGAUUUGCGGCCCAUACCUCCGCCUGAUAGGACUAAUGAUGAUUUCCUUCUGUUCUUCAAAGUUUAUGAUCCUUUGAGAGGGGAGCUACGUUAUGUUGGAACGCUGUUUGUGAAGGCUAAUGAUAAGCCAAUGGAUAUAUUAGCAAAACUAAAUGCAAUGGCGGGUUUCGCUCCUGACGAGAAAAUUGAACUUUAUGAGGUUGGUCAUUCUUAUUCUGCUAGACAUGAGUUGUUUGGAAGAAGAUAUAUUGUCAUCGAGAAUAAAUCAUUUGACUUGGUUUGUGAGGAGAGAAAGUUGGAUAGUUUGCGUAUUACUGAGAAUGGAUGUGGUUUGAGGUGUUCGAUUUUCUUAGACAAAGAUGAGUACGAGUGGUUCCUUGAUACUUUGGAUGAGUUUUGGUGGAGGAGAGAUAGUGGACGUGGGCUAAACAUUUGGCGAAGAAAAACUACGAGCUAUGGUUAUCUUUUGGGAAGAAUAGAAGAGGGAAUAUCUGGCUUUAACAGUGCAAUGCAAGUGAAGAUGAUUUUCUUCCCCGAUGGCCUACAGGGUAAAGGAUGGUGGAAGUUGCUGGAUACUGCGCUUGAGCUUGCGAACAGACCAGUAAAAAACCCUAACCACGGGCCUGAGAAGGGUCGAGUGAGUAGGAGUGUGCAUAUCGAAAAGGCAAGUCAGCCCAAGGAACCAUGGUAG